Molecule: messenger RNA, 2240 nt
Organism: Solanum dulcamara
Lineage: Eukaryota; Viridiplantae; Streptophyta; Magnoliopsida; Solanales; Solanaceae
Product: GTPase LSG1-2
Exons: 7
Coding region: 185-1948 (587 amino acids)
Cellular component (GO): cytosol
Molecular function (GO): GTPase activity; GTP binding
Source: RefSeq, a predicted model, not a curated record
CACCUUAUUAUAUUUAGGGUCAAAAUUACAAACAAAAUUGCUCCGCCGCCGCCAUCAACCACCGCCGCUGGUGGCCAAAAAAUUCACGAGCUCUAUAUACCCAAUUAGUUUCUCCAUCUGGGUUUUCUUCUUAUUCAUUUUUUACUUGUUUUGAGCUAAUUGGAUUUGAAGAAGAAAAGGAGUAAUGGGUAAAGGAGAGAAAACUUCGUUAGGUAGGGCACUGGUGAAGCACCAUAAUCAAAUGAUCCAGCAAUCUAAAGAGAAGGGUCGAUUUUAUAGGAAUCAUAAUAAGAAGGUUUUGGAAUCGGUAACUGAAGUUACUGAUUUAGAAGCUGUAAUAGAGCAGACAGACGAAGCUCACCGACUCUACUCUGACCUUAAUCCUCCUGUUAAUCUUCUCGUCAAUCUGGACUCUGGCUCUAGUACUGGUGAUAUGAGACCUGAAGAAAGAUUGAAGCAGCAGAAGAAAGAGGAGGCUUUGCAUGCUUGUAGUCUUCGUGUUCCACGCAGGCCACCAUGGAAUACUAGAAUGUCAGUAGAAGAGCUUGAUACCAAUGAAAGACAAGCUUUUCUAGCUUGGCGCCGCAAUCUUGCAAGGCUUGAAGAGAACGAGAAACUGGUUCUCACCCCUUUUGAAAAGAACCUGGAUAUCUGGAGACAGCUUUGGAGAGUUGUUGAGCGCAGUGAUCUGCUUGUAAUGGUUGUUGAUGCUCGAGACCCACUUUUUUAUCGGUGUCCUGAUCUUGAGGCUUAUGCACUAGAAGUUGACCAACACAAAAAAACAAUGCUUCUUGUUAACAAAGCAGAUCUUUUACCCAUUUCUAUCAGAAAGAAAUGGGCUGAAUACUUCCACAAGCAAGGGAUUCUUUUUCUGUUCUGGUCAGCUAAAGCUGCCUCAGCUGCUCUCAGUGCUUCACAAGUACCACCAACGAACUCUCAAGAGGCAGGUGAUACUGAUACAACAAUAUUUGGCAGGGAGGAGCUAUUGGCCCGUUUACAGUCUGCAGCAGAGGAGAUAGUUUUGUCUAGGAAUAGGUCAGCUUCUCAUGCUGAUGAGAACUUGGCAGCAGAUGUUCAAUCUAAAAGUGUGAUGGUGGGGUUUGUGGGGUAUCCUAAUGUUGGGAAAAGUUCAACCAUUAAUGCUUUGGUAGGGGAAAAACGAGCUGGAGUGACAUCUACUCCCGGGAAGACGAAGCAUUUCCAAACACUUGUGAUUUCUCCUAAACUUACUCUAUGUGAUUGCCCUGGUUUAGUGUUUCCAUCAUUCACAAGUUCGAGAUAUGAGAUGAUUGCAUGUGGUGUUUUGCCAAUUGACCGGAUCACUGAGCAUCGAGAGGCUGUACAGGUGGUGGCAAAUCGAGUCCCUAGAAAAAUUAUCGAGGAUGUCUACAACAUAUCUCUGCCAAAGCCAAAGCCAUAUGAACCACAGUCUCGCCCACCUACUGCUGCAGAACUUUUAAGAGCAUACUGUGCCUCUCGUGGUUAUGUUGCUUCGAGUGGAUUGCCUGAUGAAACAAGAGCAGCACGCCAGAUGUUGAAGGAUUAUGUCGAUGGUAAGCUGCCACACUUUGAAAUGCCUCCAGGAGAAUUAGACGAUGAAGCUAGUGAAGAGGAGGACGAAGUUGCUGCAGGGGAUGCUGAUGGACCUAGAAUGUCUGGUUCUGAUUCCUCUGAGGAUGAGGAGGAUGAAGAUGAGGAUGAUGAAGACGUUAAUGCACAUCUAGAUCAUGUGCUGAGUGAUUUAAGUACGUUUGAUAUGGCCAAUGGACUUGCUUCUAACCAGGCCGCUCGUAAAAAGAAGCCCUCAAAUGCGCCCCAUAAACAACAUAAGAAAACACAAAGAAAGAAAGACCGGUCAUGGAGGGUCCAGAAUGGUGAAGGUGAUGGGAUGCCAGUAGUAAGAGUCUUCAGGAAAGCAGCAAACACUGGACCUGUAAACGUUCGGUAGGUGUCAAUGGAAGUUGCUGGCUUCUUAGCUCCCAACUGUGCUGCCUUGUCAACUUUUGCUUCUACGCCUAUAUAUUACUGAAAGCGUUAUAUAUUACACACAUAUCUGUACGAUGAUGGUGCGGUAUAUAUGCCUUAUUUUUCAAGUAGCACUCUCACUAAGGGAGUUAAAGAGAGAGUCUUAUGUAAGCACAUUGAUUAUCUUACUUUGUUUAAAACCAUCUGGAUUAAUGUUGUUCAUCUGUAGUAGAAAAACAUGUCAAUGUCUAGCUUUUUCCUUGCUCUGGGGUUUA